Molecule: messenger RNA, 1757 nt
Organism: Acaulospora morrowiae
Lineage: Eukaryota; Fungi; Glomeromycota; Glomeromycetes; Diversisporales; Acaulosporaceae
Source: the annotation of a GenBank genome assembly
AUGAAUUUUGAUCGUUAUAUUGAAAAUUACAUACGUGACUCCGAUCCUACCGACUGGAACGCUCUAAACUGCCUUAAAUGUCUGAAAGAUAAUGAUGAUUUGGAUUUCACAUCCGAUAGCAAACAAGAUAUUUUAGAUGCAUUUAUAAAAACAUUUAAAAAGGUUAUUGAUUCCCCUAUCGUACAUAAUGGAGCAAAGAGAAAGGCAAAAAAAAUAUUUAAUAAUAUCAAAGAUACUUUCGAAAGAAGAGAAAUUGACGAAUUUUUUGAAGAAUUGGACCAUGAAUUUGAUAUAAGGAAAACCGAUCGGGAAGUGCAUAAAAAUGUAGAUACGGCAAAAACAUUAGGAAUUCAAGAACAAAGAAGUAAUAAAAAGAGGAAGACGGAAGGGAAUACUGAUGUGAAGAGGGAUAGUCCGUAUGAUGGUGUAUCAGGCGAUGAAGAACGAAAACCAACAAAACCACAAAAAAAGAAAACAUCAGGAAAAAGGGAAGAUAUAUUACCUGAUAGUACCAAACUUGAGAAAGCGACUCCACUGAAAUUAAUAACAUCAGAUGAUGACGAUUCCUCCCAUGAUUCUUCCAAAAUACAUGAAUCUGAUAAUGAAGAUGGUUAUAAUAGUGACGAGGAAGAUGUUCCCCUUCCAGAAGAGUCUCUCGAUUUCGUCCUUAACAAUCAAAGGAGCUGGAUCUUACCCUCAGGACAGAGCGCUGGCGGAAUUUUCACUGAGAAUAUAUCUGCAAAUGCGGUGGAAAUCAAAAAGAAGAAAAGAUUAUCAGCCGUAGAAAAAGCUAUAUUACGCUAUGGUGCAUCACGAAUAAUUGAUUUAUCAGCGCACAUGAAAGAAUGGUUCUCUCUUGAAGAUAGAAGAUUCAUGAUGAAUGAUUACAUGUCUUUGUUACAUGUUCCCGGCCUGAAAGACGAAGAAAGCUCCUUUGUCACAACUAUCGAAAAUAUGGUAAAUGAAAAAAGAAUAAACGAAGCAUACGAAUUUUGUGUUCAAAAGUUUACUAGUUCUGAUGUGAACUGCUAUGUGCGCAAGAUCAGCAAAAUAUAUUUAGAUUUUAUUUACAGAAGCGAGGAUGGUGAUAUAUUGGAUUCUGCACACACAGAGGUUGACGUAAUACUAAAAGCGUGUUCAUAUAUCGUUGAAGGGCUGAGGAAGAGUUUAGUAGUAAAACAAAGAUGGGGAGAGUCAUUCUGCCCAUUGAGCAAAAAUGCGGAUUAUAAAAAUGGUCGCAAGUGUGAUGUGCGUUUCUUAUCACCAUCAGGUGUAGACCUUGGAGAAUGGGAGUUUGCGUCAAAUUUAACGUCGCACAAGGCAAUUGGCGACCGUUGUCGAUCAGCUCGAAUUAAUCAAUCGAUAUUAAAUGGUCUGUUGAAUCGUAAUCUGACCAAUGUAGAGGUUAAGAAAAUCAAUGUGCCCUUUUUACAGAUUGCAGAAAAUAUAAUAAAUGAGGAUAACAAAUCUUUACCAGUGAAAGAGAUAAGCAUAUCUAUUGGAAAAAUCUCAAAGGAUAAACUAGAAACUGUAAAUGAGGAUAAUAAUAUAAAAGAGAAAGUCGAAUCUUUACUGAUGAAAGAGGUAUGUGAACCCGAUGAUUCUUUAGAUUCUAACUUGGAACUCUCUGAUGAUAAUGAGUUCUGUGGAUUUUCUGAUAAUUCUAACACAUUAUUUGUAAAAUCUAAUUUCAGAUACACGUCUCAGACACAGAGUAUCUUGGAUUUGCACAUCUCAGAUUUAUUAUCUUGGACCAG